UCGCAAUCGCAUCCAUUGCAAGAAACCAGGGCAUCGCGUCUUUGAGUCGCGCCGAGGGACAACCUCCUCAACGUCCAAGUAAACAAAUGAGACCAAGAUGGCCACAACAACAACAGAUACCGAGCUCCUAACAGAGCACUUUGGCUAUCCCCCAGUCAGCUUACUUGACGACAUAAUCAACAGCAUCAACAUCCUCGCCGAGCGCGCCCUUAACAGUGUCGAACAAGGUCUCCUCAACGCGCCUCCAGCUUCUCUCGGUUUCAGACCACCUACCCAUGCUUCCACCACCAAACCGGGCAAGAAGCCCAAAAAGGGCGAAGAGGGUCUUCCCAACGCCGAGGAAGCCCAUCGACACGAGAUCGAAAACGGCACGCACCAGCUCGAGACCUUACUCUGCGCCAGCAUCGACCGCAACUUUGACAAGUUCGAGAUCUACGUUAUGCGCAACAUUUUGUGCGUGAGGCCGGAAGACCGCGAUUGGAUACGGUUGGGCCAUUACGAGGGGUUGGAUUUCUCCUCCCCCCAGAAGGAAGGACAAAAGGAAGGAGGAGACGAAAAGCCAACACUCGAAACCGUCACCCGCCUCCGUAGACGCUUGCAAGCAUCGCAGAAGCUCAACGUCAUGCUCCACGCCGAAAAGGCCCGCAAUGCCGCGUUGCUGUCUGAAGUCCGUCGUCUCAUCGGCUCUCCCAAAAAAGUCAAAUCCGAGCGUUCCCAACCACCACCACUGCCGCAAAUACCAACCCAAAACGGCAACGACAUUAACAACACCGACACAGAAAUGACCGACGCCCCUCCUCCUCCUUCCUCUACCACAAUCCCAACAACAGACAGCACAAGCACAAGCAAACCCCCCUUUGGCUUCCUAACCCAAACCUCCCUCCUCUCCACCUCGGACGCCUCCACCCCUCUCACCACCACCACGGCAUUUACUCUCUCCCAACUCGACGCUCUCCGCUCGCUCUCUACUUCUCUCCGCUCGCUCCUCCCUGCUCUUUCUCAACCAGUGGCAGCAACUACACCAGAACCAGAACCAGCAUCAACAGAUUCUCCCGACGAACCAGAAGAAGACGACAGGAAAAAGAAACCCUGGCGUCUGCAGAGACUAGAGUACAUCGAGACUGCCACGCGGAAACAUCUCGAGCAAGUUCGCGGUCUGGAGCUGGGAGUCAACGGGGAGCUGAGGGAUGGAGGAGAGCUCGGGGGGAAGGAACAGUCGAUUACAGGGGAUUUGAUGGUGGUGGUGGAGGAGAAUGGUGGAGAUGGUGAUGGUGAUGGUGAUGGGGCGAGGAGGACAACAAAGAGGAGGAGGGUGGAGAGGGAGGAGGUGGAAGCGUUGGAAGGGGUUUUGGGGAGUUUGGGAGGUGGGGGCCAUGAUGGUAGUAGUAAUGAGGCGGGCGGGGAGGGAGGAGAAGGGGGACAGGGACAGGAGCAGGAGCAGGAGCAGAAUGAGGAGCAGAAUGAGGAGAGGCAAGAAGAGGGACAGAUACAAGCUCAGUCAGAGGGGAGUCAGAGAGAGGGAGGAGAAGGGGAAACAAAAACAAAAACACCGAGGCAAGGAGGGGGGAGCGCAGAGAAAGCGAAAGAUCAGGGGGAUGGUGAGGAGGGACGGAUGGAUGAGUCCUAGGCGCAUUGCAUACCAAUCUGUUGUUUUUAUAUUAUUGUAGAAGCAGGCGUUUUGGGGGUUCAUGUCGUUUUCAAAUAGGGGGCUUUGGCUUCGGAAGGAUAUAUCAUGGUCGUGGUCUAUGAAAAGCUAUGUGAUGAUGGAAUGAAAUAUUUGUACUACCACUGUUUCUUACUCGAUACGGUUUCACUUAACCCAAUCCUGUUUACUGGAUCGUUCUUGAGAAAGCCUGCGGACGACAUCAACUCACUCGUCUAUUGAUCAAAGCCAAAUAUUUUCGG
This is a messenger RNA of Neurospora crassa OR74A, 1905 nucleotides long. RefSeq lists its product as hypothetical. Bases 98 to 1627 code for a protein of 509 amino acids. The transcript is spliced from 2 exons. Gene Ontology annotation, cellular component: nucleus; chromosome, centromeric region. Gene Ontology annotation, biological process: mitotic sister chromatid segregation; kinetochore assembly; mitotic cell cycle. The record is from RefSeq and is a predicted model, not a curated record. Lineage: Eukaryota; Fungi; Ascomycota; Sordariomycetes; Sordariales; Sordariaceae.